This is a messenger RNA of Owenia fusiformis, 669 nucleotides long. The record is from the annotation of a GenBank genome assembly. NCBI's taxonomy places the organism in Eukaryota, Metazoa, Annelida, Polychaeta, Sabellida, Oweniidae.
UUAAAUUGUAUUGGCACUGAGACAGAAGAUGGCAAUGUGGAAGAGUUGAACAAAAAACAGAUGGCAUUGAGAUUUGGAAUGACAAAUCAAAAACUCUGUGGAGGAAUGAACCCUCUGAAAUGUCCGGAUGUGAAACUGUCAUCAACAACACCACCUCCAACACCAACACCACCACCAACAACAAAAACUCCAAUAAUGCUUCCACCACCUGACGAGUUAUAUGAACCCAGUGGAACCUGUGUGGACGUUAUUUUUAUAAUUGAUGUUUCAUGUACAGUAUCGAAACAAUAUCAAAGACAGGCUAUUGAAGUUAUUAAACGCUUUAUUAAAGAAGUAAAAUUCAAAGGUGAUGAGACAGUAGAAGAUUCCAAAUUUGACUCAAUUAUCAGGGUACCAUUUUCUGAUGAAGCAACAGAUGCUGAGGAAACAAUUGACAGUAUCAUAGACCUUUUGACUGAAAUCAGUCCUGAUCAACAAAGUCUAACUAAUGUUGCUGUUAUACCCUUUCACGAGACAGCCCUAAAUACAAGUAUUCCAUUCCAGAAUAAUCGCAAAGAUUUAGAAAAAGGCCUUGAACAACUCAUGGAAUAUGAACCAAAAUGUAAAACAUUUGGAGACAGGGCCUAUGACAAAGCUGCAGAGUUCUUUGAUGCUAUUCCAAAAAGAAAU